GUGAUCAGACAGACCGGGAGCGCGCGCAGAUCCGCCCUCCAGACGCCAUUUCUCGGACGGUGUGGGGAGCUGAAGCAGCCUUUACACUGACGCUGGGAAAGAACAGAAGACACAAGAAACAAACUAAAAACAUCUUCUCGGUCGCUCUGUGAAGUCGUACACCCUAAAGGGGAGCAACGCGUGAGCAGGGCAACUUUUCAGAAUUUACGUUACUUGUGAGUUCGUUUUGUGUGAAGACGUGUUGCGGGCCGCCAUUUUUGUUACAGCCUUCGAAGUCUGCUGGGAGUCCAAAUAAGAGACAAAACUCUGCUGUACUUUGGUCUAAUACACGAACCAGGACUCGUUGUUGAACGCACCUGCCCAAUGUCGCCUAGAAUCGUCACGCAGAGCGAUUUACUAAAAUAAUACAGCAAUAUUUCCCUCAUCUUUAGCUGAGGGUGAUUGAAUACGGCUAGCUGGCUAACGCUUUAUAUUGUCUCAUAAGCUACAGCUACUUUCACGGAAGAGAGAGCGGAAAGGGGAACUUUAAUUCUAAAUACGCGUUUUGGGGGUUUGUUGCUAACUUUUUGGUGUGGUUGUUUUAACCGGUUCAAGCCCGCCGUGAUUCUCGUGUUGCUGGAAAAUUUAGCGAUGCAUCAAAGUUGGUUGACGCCUGUCUGGUCAAACGUCAGGUUGCGGUUCAGUAGCACUGUCGAUUUGUCGACUUGCCUUGGAUUUGACAGAAUUUAUAAAAACGUCUACUAGCCUUCAUACAAAUCGACUUAUUCUUUUUUUAUUAUUCUUUUUUGCUAAUUAAUUUUCCUUUACGAUUUCGUAAACAUGUCGUCUGCACGGUUCGACUCCUCGGACCGAGCCAGCUGGUAUUUCGGUCAGGUCUCGAGACAGGAGGCGCAGAACAGGUUACAGGGACAGAGACACGGGAUGUUUUUGGUGCGAGAUUCGUCCACCUGUCCCGGUGACUACGUACUGUCCGUGUCCGAAAACUCCAAAGUUUCUCAUUAUAUCAUCAAUUCUUUGCCAAACAAGAGAUUCAAGAUAGGCGACCAAGAGUUUGAUAAUCUACCUGCCCUUUUGGAGUUCUAUAAAAUACAUUAUCUGGAUACGACCACCCUGAUAGAGCCUGCACCAAGGUACCCCAGUACCCCUCUAACCUCCGGUCCCAUUCAGCCGGCCGGGGGCCUCGGAGAUGAGAACCAGGAGUAUGUGCGGACUCUUUAUGACUUCACUGGUAGCGAUGCUGAAGACCUUCCUUUCAAGAAGGGUGAAGUCCUGAUUAUUCUGGAAAAGCCUGAGGAGCAAUGGUGGAGUGCCAAGAACAAGGAAGGCCAAAUAGGCAUGAUUCCUGUUCCCUAUGUAGAUAAGCUGAUGAGGCCUUCACCUCACCCUAGUCAGCCCGGUCAUGGUUCCCGCAAUUCGAAUAGCUAUGGCAUCCCAGAGCCUGCACACGCCUAUGCCCAGCCUCAGACUCCAUCUCCCCUUCCCCCUGUUACACCCGGCGCUGUCAUCAACCCGCUGCCUUCCAUGCAGAAUGGGCCUGUCAUGGCAAAGGCUAUCCAGAAACGAGUGCCUUGUGCAUAUGACAAGACUGCCUUAGCACUAGAGGUGGGUGACAUUGUGAAAGUGACUAGGAUGAACAUCAGCGGUCAGUGGGAAGGGGAAGUAAACGGCCGGAGAGGUUCAUUUCCCUUCACCCAUGUGAAAAUAUUAGACCCCCAAAACCCAGAUGAGAACGAAUGACCUGGGCCUCGCUCUGUCACCACCCUGUACACUUCCAGGCUGCCCCACCAAGUCACCACCGGUAUUACGCUUGCCUGCCUUGGGGCUCAGCCAUGGCGCAUUUCUGAAGCAAACCAUUUGCGCAGCUUUUGACUGUUUAAAGCUCUGAAAUCAAACGGUUCUUAAUCCCCCUCACCUGGUUACAGGCAAAUAAAAAAAUAAAAAAAAUUAAUAUCUGCCCUAUAUGUCCUGAUAUUUCCAUGCCAUCGACCAUCUGUACCUGUGCCAAGGUGAGAUGAGGCCUCCAUCAUGACUGGAGCCUUUCUUGCCACUCUCUGCCACUGCCCUUUCAGUUUUCUCUCUUCAGCUUUGACUUUUGCAAGCUAAAUAUAUUUGUGUUAAGAAAGGGAAUUGGAACUGAGGAUUAAACCUCUGGUUUGAUUGCCAAAUGCUUAGUUGUUUGGUCCAAUAUGCAUUUUUCCCACAUUGAUCAUUUUUUGUUUUGUUACAUUUAAACGUAAUCCAAAUUAUACUGAUCUGAAUCAUGGUAACAGCCCUGCUAGUUCUCUGCAGUGGUGGUUUCUUAGAGACAACUGCAUCACUUACCAGUUACACUGUCUUUGUCCAAGUAGAAUAUGUGGGACUAGUUUACUGUAGCCUUUUUUUUAUUUGUGCCAUAAUAACUUGAAAUCUGUAAAUUGCAGUAAUAGUGUAGUUAGAUGGUUGUGGCUAGACUCUUGAGGGAUUUAACUUUUAAAUGGUGAAGGGCUUGCCUGUGGAGCAUCUUUGCAUCCAGUUGUGAUACCUUAGUGAUGCAGCUUUGGGUUUAGGGGAGUGUAAGGGGAAAAAAUCCACCUCAUAUAUGCCAAGAUGGAAAUGUAAUCUGCACAGUCAGGAGCUCAUCUCUUGAGGAUUGGAUUCAGUGUCUGACCAUACACUCAUCAUUGCCUUUAGUUCUGGUGUCAGUAAAGUCUGGAUCUCUCUGCUUCUUUACUGUUACUGCACAUCACAAGGUCUUUAUUAUAAAUAUAUUAAAACUUUGAUGGUUUCUGCCUGGUUUUGAUUCAGUAUCUACACACAACUUUUAGGUUUUGUCCAUCUGUAACCAGUUUCUAUUUUUUCUUUGACAGCUGUUAAAUUAAGCAUUUACUGUGUGCUGAAUAAACUGGUGUGAAACUUUUCUAAAAAGGGAUAUAAAUGCCUGCUGGUGGCCUCUGUGCAUGACCUCCUGGCCAAGAGGAUUUUCCCUCUAAGAUUAAAUGCUGCUUCAUGUCAUUUCUCUAUUCCUGUUUUUUUUAUUUAUUCCCAUUUUCCUUUUGAAAUAUAUCUAUUGAUUGGUUUUCCUUUCCCAGCAUCAAGUUAAGGCUAAAUAUUCAUGGUAAAGUAAUAUUCUGGGUUCAAUAUAAGUUAAGCUCAAUUGACGGCAUUUGUGGCAUAAUAUUGAUUAACACACAAUUUUUUGACUUGCCCCUCCUUUUCUUAAAAAAACAGAAAGGUUACAGAAAGGCACUUACAAUGGAAGUGAAUGGGGUCAAUCUGUAAAGGUUAAAAAACCCACCAUUUCAAAAGUAUAGACACAAGACAUAAAAUAAAUGCAUGUUAACAUGAUUUUAGUGUGAUAACAUCACUUGCUAACCUUUUCUGUGUAAAGUAUUAUCCAGUUUUACAACUUCUUUGCCAUGAUGAUGAAAUGUCAACAAACCCUAAAAAUUAUGAUUUAAACAACUUUACAGCUCAAAUAAUACUAGUUUUAACAGAAGAACUAAUGUAAGUGCUUUUAUAAAAUUAAGCUUCCUAUUUCUUCAUUAAAACCCUUCCAAAAAUUGGCCCCAUUCACUUACAUUGUAAGUGCCUCAUUGUAACCUCAACUUUUGCUUUUUUUUUUUUUUUAUAAAGAAAAGGGGGGGACAAGUCGAAAUAACUUUUUGUGGUAAUCGACAUUAUGCCAAAAAUGCUGUCAAUUGACCUACCCAUAUCUUUUAGAAUCGCUCAAUUUAAGGUUUCAAAUGCUUAAGAUUUUGUUUCUUUUGGUAAGGCUUUAACAGUAUUAUUAUUUUUUUUCACAUUACUGAAUAUCCAUGUGGCAUCAUUUGUUAAAAAUGAAAAUUUGUGCCUUUUAUUUUCUUACUCCAUUUACAUGUGUUAAUAAUAAUUCCCAUGGUUAACACCCAUGCUGGUAUUGCCCAUUAUGUACAGAACAAAUAAAUAAAAUUUAUGUCUAAUUCUC
Molecule: messenger RNA, 3943 nt
Organism: Myxocyprinus asiaticus (Chinese sucker)
Lineage: Eukaryota; Metazoa; Chordata; Actinopteri; Cypriniformes; Catostomidae
Product: crk-like protein
Exons: 3
Coding region: 820-1737 (305 amino acids)
Biological process (GO): positive regulation of ERK1 and ERK2 cascade
Molecular function (GO): protein binding
Source: RefSeq, a predicted model, not a curated record